GGGUGGGCAGCGGACAUUCUACGGAGCUCUCAAAGACCCCAGACCCAGAGUUGAGAGCCCCCUGUGGGGUAGUCAUGCCCCCUGUCCCCUGCUGAUUGCUGCCCUUUGCCGAGUAUUCGCCAGGAGCUUCUGACCUAAAGACCUCGGACUCAGCGGACCAUGGCACAGGAGAAGCUGCAGCCCCGGCUGUGCCACAUUAAGAAGGGGGAGCAGGGAUACGGCUUCCACCUGCACGGGGAGAGGGGCAAGAGUGGCCAGUACAUCCGCAAGGUGGAGCCCGGAUCCCCGGCAGAGAUCGCGGGACUCAAAGCUGGAGACCGGGUGCUGGAAGUCAACGGGGAGAAUGUGGAGAAGGAGACCCACCACCAGGUGGUCCAGCGUAUUAAAGCCAUGGAGAACGAGACGCGGUUGCUGGUCGUGGACAGGGAGACGGAUGAACGUUUGCGCCGUAAAGAGAAUUCCUCGUCUGAGUCCCAGGACAACUCCAGCGCUCCCCCCACGCCCUCCAUCGGGAACAACAAUGGAGAGGUCUGGAAAGGCAAGGAGGACACCAGCAACGAAGACAAACUACAGAACAACCACAGCACGGAGAACGGGAAGCAGGAGAUAAACGGCCAGCUGAAGGAUCAUUGCCCCCGUCUGUGUUAUUUGAAGAAAGGACCCAACGGUUAUGGGUUUAAUCUGCACAGCGAGAAGUCCCGACCCGGCCAGUUCAUCCGCUCGGUGGAUCCGGGAUCUCCUGCAGCCAAAGCCGGUCUGAGACCCCAGGACCGCCUCGUCGAGGUGAACGGGCAGAAUGUCGAGAACAUGAAGCAUUCUGAGGUGGUGGCCAACAUCAAGUCCAAGGAACACGAGACGUCGUUACUCGUGGUGGACCCGGAAGCCGACGAGUACUUCAAGAAACUGGGAAUCAGCCCGACUGAAGCUCACGCUAAAGGUUCCGUCCAACUUUCUCUCAACAAUGGAAUGACACAGAUGAAUGGAGGUUCAUCGACAUCAUCGUCCCGCAGCGACCUGCAAAGUCCUGACAAAGACUCACAGGCGGGGGAUUUCGGAAGAAAGGAUCCCUUUGAGGAAAGCGGGUUAAAUCUUAGCCCCACGGCAGCAGAAGCCAAGGAGAAAGCAAGGGCCAAGCGAGCCAACAAACGCGCCCCCCAGAUGGACUGGAGCAAGAAACACGAAAUCUUCAGCAACUUCUGAUCCGCACCCACCCUCCUGGCACAGCUGCUGGUGGGAACUGGUGCAGGACUCGAUCCGUCUCCCACCGCAAACCUGGGCUUUGAGGAUUAACAGGAGCAACGACACCUUCUCCAGACCAUUAACGAGAGGAUGUGAUCAAAGUUUAACCAUUUCAUUUAACAUGGCAUUUCAUUGCAACUUCAUCAGCUUAGUGACACAUGGAUCCAAAUCCCAUUACCCCUCGUGGAUUUUAAACGGGGUUACGGGGGGGGGGAUCUCCAAGGUUGAUAAACUUCUUGAGAUGCCGAGGACAACCAACUUCACUGUGCAGAUACUUUUACCAGCAACUGAGGUCAGGGGGAGGCCUUGGAUAAUUGGAGACAAGAUAACCGGCACGUUCGAACCGCAAGAGAGAGGAAGGACAAAGUAAAAAAAGGAAGUGUUGCAGGGUUCUAUGGAGCUGUGAGACGGCGAGAGCGAUACUUAAAAAGAAAGUUCUACAUCUGCCUCGUGUUUAUAUUUCAAGUUCCCCGUCCUUUCCUGUGGUUUCACCUUCACUUCCGCAGACCGCUGACAGUUUUAAUUGCUUAUUUUUUAAGUAUUCGGGUCUGGAACUGGUUUAAGUAAACCAGAAUCACCUCUGUUUAACCCGGGAAAACAAGAUUACCGUGUCAGAUCGCCCCAGCGGUGUGGUUAUCAUCCAGAUUUCCGCUCCAAUCGAGUGCAUGCACAGAACGUCUGCUAAAUCAUGUAUUAGAUACGCGUACUUCAUGUAAUAUACGUCCUAUAGGAAUUGUAUAUCAUGCGGUUGGAAUACCCCAGUAUCUCGCGUGAUGGAUGGGGGGGGCAUAUUAUUUAACAACAAAAAGGUGGUUUUUUUUCUUCUUUAAAUUGUUCUAAUAUUCUGAAAUAGAACAAGAGGCCGUGUUAUUGAUUUUAAUACUUAAAUCGUGUUAUAUGACCGACAUAAACAGAUUAUUAGAGAUUUAACCAAAGAUGCGGUUUUUGUGUGGGAAUAGGAAGGUUUUUAGGCUGUUAGAGUCCCCUCGCGUCCGCACGUUGGUAACCGCUGACUCGCGGAUCGUCGCCUGAUGCGCAGAUGGUUUGAUUUAAAGAGAAAAAUAAUGGAAGGACUCAGAUUGGAGCCGUCACAAUCUGCCCUAAAGCACAAGGGAUAAAUACCCCCUCUGUGCUGCCCUCUGCCCACCCCUCCCCUGUUUAAACACGGACCUCACAAAAGAUGCAGUCAUUUUUUGGAGAGGGGUACGGGGAUUUGCAUAACGAUGCAGGCGGUGGGGUUUAAAGCAGCCACAAGUGUCAAAUGAUUUAGAAGAAUGGAGGGUUAUUUAACCCGUUAUAAGCUCGUGAAACCUUAGAAUGUCACAAAUGGAGAAACUUCCAUUAUUUUACCUUUUUUUAUUAUUAUUUUUUUGGAAUUGGGGGGGUGGGGGUGACAGCUACUCACUGUGGAUUACCAAUAGAGCGUUUUAGAAUGUGUGGUUAGUGGGAAUGCAGAAGGAGCCGCGUUCUAUUACAAUGUGAUCCUCGUAUUAGGUCAUUUAAUCCCGAACAAAGUAGUUCAUCCAAGAUCACAGGAGAUUCCUUAUCACCCCUCCCCCGAACUGAAAUAUUCUUUUAACAUCAAGUUUUUCUUUUUUUUCCCCCUGUGAGAAGCCAAGAGCUGAAAUCGCAUAUCAGGUUGACUUGUAAAUGUUCCAAGAACGCUGUGUUUAAUCACUGCGGGGAGAUUACGCUGAAACCGGCCAAGGAAAAUAUCUGUAAACCGUAAUCUUCUUCAAAAAAGAGAAAACAUUUUCAGUCUUCCCCUCCCCCUACAAACAAAGUGCUUACCCUGCAUCCAAAAUGAAUGUAAGAUCCUUAGACCUGAAGAACGAGCCUCUUAGGACCCCUGGUGUUUGAAAGGGGGAUUACAUGCUUAUCCUUAAAGGGACAGUCAUGGCCCAUAUAGAAAUAUAGGUUUCGGAUGCAGAUCGGCCCCCAUCUAGUCUGCCCGUUUCUCCUGCUGUAAAGACUCAAACCUUAAUCAGUCGUUGGUCUCGUCUUAGAUUCAGGAGCCGUAUGCCUAUCCUAUGCAUGUUUUUAAUACCCUCUACCAUUUCUGCUGGGAGGCUGUUCCACGUAUGCCUCACCGAAGAGUUGUAGUGCUCUUGGUUAAAGGAAAUAGUAGGCGAUUCAAUUAUUGUAAUAAAGAAAAUAAAUAUAUAUAAAAUGAAAAAGGCAUCACUUUAACACAUCAUUUAGGUACCUAAUCCGGACCUGGCACCUUCGCACCUAUUUGUUUCACACGACAGAUCUGAGAAAAAAAUU
Spea bombifrons (plains spadefoot toad) is the source of this 3507-nucleotide messenger RNA. RefSeq names its product NHERF family PDZ scaffold protein 2 (gene NHERF2). The record is from RefSeq and is a predicted model, not a curated record. The transcript is spliced from 7 exons. Gene Ontology annotation, molecular function: signaling receptor binding; protein-membrane adaptor activity. Gene Ontology annotation, biological process: protein localization to plasma membrane. NCBI's taxonomy places the organism in Eukaryota, Metazoa, Chordata, Amphibia, Anura, Pelobatidae. Gene Ontology annotation, cellular component: apical plasma membrane. The coding region runs from base 160 to 1200 and encodes 346 amino acids.